Melampsora larici-populina 98AG31 is the source of this 1715-nucleotide messenger RNA. RefSeq lists its product as uncharacterized. NCBI's taxonomy places the organism in Eukaryota, Fungi, Basidiomycota, Pucciniomycetes, Pucciniales, Melampsoraceae. The transcript has 6 exons. Gene Ontology annotation, biological process: RNA (guanine-N7)-methylation. The record is from RefSeq and is a predicted model, not a curated record. Gene Ontology annotation, cellular component: nucleus; tRNA methyltransferase complex; cytosol. Gene Ontology annotation, molecular function: tRNA (guanine(46)-N7)-methyltransferase activity; protein binding. Bases 1 to 1623 code for a protein of 540 amino acids.
AUGAGAAUUCCUUGUCAAAGAUUAACAAGAAGUGCUGAUAAGAAAUUAUUAGUAAUAGCAUCUAAUGCUCAUCUUCAAGUAGCAGAUUUAGGAAAUGGUCAAAUCAUAUCUACGCAUGUAUCUGAUCCAAAGUCACCAAAUCAUACCAAUGGAUCUCACUCUGGCUUAAUCCGUUUAAUGGCCAUCCAUCAACAAAAAAUUGAAUCAACUGGUCAAACUCGUUCACUCUUGAUUAGUACUGGUGAAGAUAAACUUUUGAAUACUUGGGAAUUACCUGAAUUGCGGCUUUUACAAUCUAGAGCACUAUCCAAACGCGCAACUGCUCUCUUGAUCUCUCCUAAUGGUAAACAUAUCGUGAUUGGUGACAAGUCUGGAGAUAUCUACAAUCUUCCGAUCGAAGGAUCUGAAAAUCUAGUCUUUGCAUCGGAUCCUGACGAAGAACUCAAAGAGAGUACACCAGAAAAAACAACAAAGGAUCAGCCCACGAAACCUACAAUCGCAUUGGCACCUAUCGGUGGUCACGUUUCGAUCCUUACAUCUCUCACUUUCAUCCCCAUUCAACCUACCCCACUUCUCGUCUCUGCGGAUCGCGACGAACAUGUCAGACUUUCGCGCUAUCCUAAUGCCUGGUCUAUCGAAAGUUUUCUUCUAGGCCAUCAACGUUUUGUAGGCGCACUUCUCUGGGUACCUGAUAAUAGUGGACAAACUGGAGUUCUUAUCAGUGGUGGAGGGGAUGAUGAAAUCUAUGUUUGGGAUGUUAAAGAAGCUAAAUUGAAGCAAAAGAUUUUCGUCAAAGGACUUUCAGCUGGGUUAAAAGUUCAGCCUGAAAAAGAAGCAUGGUUCAUCAAAUCGAGAAAAAAUCAAAAACGUCAACAGAAUAAGGUUGAGAAUGGUGAGGCGAAAGUGCCCGUGAAGAUUGGCGCUCCAUGUGAUCCACCAACUGCAGAUAAGUCGACAAAACCUACCGAAAACCAGAAAGCCGAUGAACCAUCGGAAGCUUGCACAGAAAAAAAACCUAUAUCACCAGAAAUGUGUAUUAACAACAUGAUCUGCACUAGUGGGGCCAAGGCAGAUGAUGAGCGAUAUGUUAUUGUAUCUUCAGUUGGUUCAUCAGUAGUAGCCGUAUUAUCGGUUUCAUCUAUUUUGUCUCCUACUGGUGAUAAUUCGGUUGAAGUCCGCUACCAUGACUUCAAUCUACCAGUUCUUGACAUGGUGGAUACGUCCAACCAUGAAUUAUUGGUAUCAGUCGAUCAAUCACACAAAACUGAACAAAAUCUCGAACCAAAAGGUUCUCUAAGAGGUUUAGUCAUUAACCAGGAUCGGAUUUCCGAAUCACAAACCAUCAUAUCCGGUUUAGACAACUUGAAUACAAAUUGCUCAAUUGAAGAGUCUAGCACAAACCCUAUACCAACAUCAACUAUAUUAUACCCAGAGUUAUUACUCUUUCACAAAGGACCACAACCAUUUGAUCGAGAGGAUGGUCAAAAUGAUGAUACAAAUAAACCACCACCUAUGAAGAAAAAUAAACAAACACCUAAUCAGAAUGGUAAAGGGAAAAAGAAGGAAGGUAGAAUGUUGAGUAAUCAAAGAGUUGGUGAUUUAUUACAGUCUAAAACUACUUGAGAAUGGAGUGAGAUGUUUGAAAAAGUGAUGCGCUAUCAAAGCACAAAAUGUAUAUAGCUACCGUAGAUUAUGUUUGCAAAUUUGUUCAAGUC